UUAAAUUAAUUAAAACACAAAAAAGGACCCAGAUGGAACCAAACUACAUUCCAAAGCCGAUCAGGUCUGGAAGAACGAGGCUUAGAAACGUAUCGUCACCAGCCAUGCAGAAAGACUCUUCCAAGGCCUGCAGUCCUGUGACUGAGCAGGGAUACACUUGGACGGCUCUCCUGGUUCCUAAUCCCAGCAGGCCUGGAAGCCCAAAGCUGAUAAUUAAAAAGAUACCAGUACCGGCCAUUGAGAAGAACAGCCCUUCAGAGUAUCUGCCUGAGGAUUCAGAGGACAGGAAGAAGAGGAGGAUGACACCAAGCUCCAGAUCCAGUUCCUCAUCGAGCUCAUCAUCCACUGCUUCAUCCAGAAAUUCAUCCUGUGCCUCAUCCAGAUCUUCAAGCAGCUCUUCCCACCAUCGAUGCCAUUCACCACCGAGAGAUGAAUAUUGGACUUGUGAACCUGUUAAAGGUGAGCUAAAACUCAUUUUCAGAAGGCAUCUGAUGACAAGAUCCCCACCAAGAUCCCCACCAAGAUCCCCACCAGGAUCUCCACCAAGCUCACCGGAGAGCUUCAUCACUGUUUCCUCCAGAGGCAGUGUGUCCCCACGCUCCAGAUCCAGCUCUCCUGAUUCAGCGCAGUGGUCCUUUCCUUACACUUCUCCGGUGUCUCCACACUGCACACCAAGCAUUAAAACAAACCAGAGUCCAUCAACAUCCGGAGGAUUAAAAAGAAGAAACGAGGAGCUUGAAAAUCUGCUUGAAGUCCCCCAGAAGAGGCAGCGGACAAUGAACUCUAAGUCACCAGAAGUUCAACAAUGGGCUUAUGGGGUUUCAGAAGACCACCCCAAGGUCAUCAAGAAUAUGAAGUUGACACCAACCUUUCAUCACACUUCUGGAAGUCCAUUUUCCCCCCUAAAAUCCAGAUACAACUCUCAUGACUCUGCCCUGUGGUUUUCUCCUCCCACUCUUCCACUGGUUCCACGCUGCUCACCCCUUACAACAAACCAGAGUCCAUCAACAUCUGGAGGAUUAAAAAGAAGAAACGAGGAGCUUGAAAAUCUGCUUGAAGUCCCCCAGAAGAGGCAGCGGACAAUGAACUCUAAGUCACCAGAAGUUCAACAAUGGACUUAUGGGGUUUCAGAAGACCACCCCAAGUCCAUUUACCCCCCAAAAAUCCAGAUACAACUCUCACGACUCUGCCCUGUGGUUUUCUCCUCCCACUCUUCCACUGGUUCCACGCUGCUCACCCCUUACAACAAACCAGAGUCCAUCAACAUCUGGAGGAUUAAAAAGAAGAAACGAGGAGCUUGGAAAUCUGCUUGA
Molecule: messenger RNA, 1313 nt
Organism: Melanotaenia boesemani (Boeseman's rainbowfish)
Lineage: Eukaryota; Metazoa; Chordata; Actinopteri; Atheriniformes; Melanotaeniidae
Product: putative protein TPRXL
Exons: 3
Coding region: 33-1313 (426 amino acids)
Source: RefSeq, a predicted model, not a curated record